Molecule: messenger RNA, 192 nt
Organism: Aspergillus luchuensis
Lineage: Eukaryota; Fungi; Ascomycota; Eurotiomycetes; Eurotiales; Aspergillaceae
Exons: 1
Coding region: 1-192 (63 amino acids)
Source: RefSeq, a predicted model, not a curated record
AUGAAUUCAGCACUUAGUCGCUUGGGGCCGAGUGUGUGGACUUAUGAUGUACCCGGAAACUACACCGACCCGGGACAAGGAACUGUGCUCGCUAUCGGUAAGCGCGGGCUCACCUCCCUUGGACUCCCCCAUGAUGGUCGUGCUCGUAUUUACGUCGAGGACCAGCAAUAUGUUCCGCGGCCGCCGUCCUGA